Vombatus ursinus (common wombat) is the source of this 1575-nucleotide messenger RNA. RefSeq names its product hydroxypyruvate isomerase (putative) (gene HYI). The transcript has 2 exons. The coding region runs from base 553 to 1380 and encodes 275 amino acids. Gene Ontology annotation, biological process: glyoxylate metabolic process. Gene Ontology annotation, molecular function: hydroxypyruvate isomerase activity. NCBI's taxonomy places the organism in Eukaryota, Metazoa, Chordata, Mammalia, Diprotodontia, Vombatidae. The record is from RefSeq and is a predicted model, not a curated record.
UUUUAGGGCGGUGUUAGAGGAAAGACGACUCGGAAGCGACUCUCGCGUUUUAUGGGCCUCCACGGCCGCCGUUCUGUGCGAAUCUGAGCAAGGCGGGGCAGCAGGGUACGGGGCACCUGGAGUCAGCUAUUAUUACUUACAGAUCUGCCUUUAAAAAAAUGUCAGUUUCAAAUACCAAACCACUUGUGUGAUCCUAGAUCUGUUCUCCUGACUCCAGAAAAACCUUCUGUGGCUCCUUACUGCAAGCUGAAUUGUUUUAAUUCCUGACCCCAGGCAAGUCAUUUCAUUUCUCUACUCCUCAGUUUCCUCAUCUUAAAAAAAAAAAAAAAAAUAGAGGGGCCGGAUUAGAUGCCCUUGAGGUCCCUCCCAUCUCUAAAUCCUAGGUCUUUGUAGGCACCAGCUCCUCUUCACCCUCCCCCGCGUUCUACCGCAGACUCGGGCAAAGGCCGGCAUAGAGAGGGGUCCAGAGGGCGCGAGAGCAGGCGGAAAAGGCGGAGCGGAGCCCGGGCGAGCACGAACCUUGGCUGGGGGCUGCGGGACCCAGCUACAGCCAUGGCUCCUCUGCGCUUCGCAGCCAACCUGUCGUGGCUGUUCUCGGAGCAGGGCCCGGCACUGAGCGCUCGCCUCGAGGCCGCAGCCCGGGCUGGUUUCAAGGUGGCCGAGGUGGCCUGGCCGUACGCGGAGCCCGCGGCGCAGCUGGCGGCAGCGGCAAGGGCAGCCGGGCUACGGCUGGUGUUGCUUAACACGCCGCCGGGGGCCACGGACCUCGGCGAGCUGGGGCUGGGCGCCGUACCUGGGAGCCAGGACGCCUUCCGCGAGGGGCUGGAGCUGGCGGUCGCGUACGCGCGGGAGCUCGGCUGCCCCCAGGUGCACCUGAUGGCCGGCCGCGUCCCGCAGGGCGCUGAGCGCGCCGCAGUGGCCCGGGACAUGGAGGCCGUGUUCGUGGAGAACCUGCGGCACGCCGCCGACCUGCUGGCCCGCGAGAACCUCGUGGGGCUUGUGGAGCCCAUCAACAGCCGGCUUACGGACCCGCGCUACUUCCUGGACACGCCGGAACAGGCAGCGGCCAUCCUGCGCCGGGUGGACCGGCCCAACCUGCGGCUGCAGCUGGACAUGUUCCACUGGCAGAUCAUGGGUGGGAACCUGACUGCCAACAUCCGUGCCUUCCUGCCCCUGAUCGGGCACGUGCAGGUGGCCCAAGUGCCUGACCGCGGCGAGCCCGACAGCCCCGGAGAGCUCAAUUUCCCCUACUUGUUCCAGCUGUUGGAGGAGCUGGGCUACACAGGCUACGUGGGCUGCGAGUACCGGCCCCGCGGGGACACCACAGAAGGUCUCGGCUGGUUGCGGGCCUACUGGGAGAGCCGGGGCGGGCAAUGCUGAGAGCCUUGCAGAUGACCCAGCUUAUCAAAUGACCCUUCCAUCCCCUACCACCCUACCCCUAAGAAAGACACCACCCCACAAAACACAUGUAUGUGUUAUCUCUUCUGAUAGAAUGUAAACUCCUCGAGGACUGUUAAUCCCCACUGUCCAGCACUCGUGUGGCUUAAUAAAUGCUUACUGUUUGACUGGUUUGAA